CCCGGUCAAUCGCGACCGAAUGGAAUGAAUCCCCACCUCCUCACCCAACCCAACCCAACCCAGGCCAAGUCUCCUCUUCCACCAUCCCCUUCCUCUCCCCCAGGUCGUCUCCCCCUCAGCCGCAUCCACCCCUCCCACUACUCCCCCUCCAAAUCCCCACCCCUGACGCGGCGUUUUCUUCCUCUGGCCCCGCCCACGGCGCCUCGCCGCGCCAUUUCGUCCAGUUCUUGAUCUGUGAUCCUCCCGUCGUCGCUCACCUGCUGCCUGGGGCUUGGACAAGCCGGGCCUGAAUCGCCGCCGGGCUCCGGCGCUACCCGCUGUUUGUUCCGUCAGCCGCGGAUUCUGAGGCAGACAGAUCCUUGUGGUGCUCGCUGGAUUGGGGCAGCUAGUCAGGUGGUGCUGCCUUUGUUGGUGCCGGCGACCAGGUUGGACGCUGCGGUUGAUCCGGCGGCGUUGAUGAAUUCGCGCCGGUCCAGGUCAGUCAAGCUCGUGUCGGCGCGCGCCAGCAGGCCCCUCGAGGUGGACAUCGCCGAGGAGGAGGACCCCCGGAUGAGCUCCUCCGCCGACAACACCGUCUCCUGCUGCAUCGCCAGGGGCCACAAGGUCAUCUACUGCUACAACAGCAAGGACGGUGACCCGCAGAUGGAGGCCACCGCCGCGCUCUGCCUCGAGAACUCGCCCGCGCACCACCGGCAUUACAUCCACACCUCGGGCUCCACGAGCUACGCCUACCUGAUGGCCGACGGCCACACCUUCUUCGCCAUCAUCGACCCCAGCGUCGGGAACGCCGGCGCCCUGCAGUUCCUGGAGCGAGUGCGGGACGUGUUCAGGAAGAACGCGAGCAGGAAUGGGUUCCAUGACUCGCUGGUGCCGGCUGUGCAGAGGCUGGUGGCGUCGCUGGAGAAGAUGCCCCACGCCACGUUCGUCCUUGAGGAGAGGAGUACGGAGAGGGGAGGGAUGAAUGAGAGCUCCAGCUGCACAUCGUCGAAGGUGCCUCUGCUGGGGAAAAGUGGGAGCAGGAAGGAGAAGAAGAAGUCCAAGGAUAAGUUGGCGUCGGCAGGGGACGGCGAGGAUGAGCAUCAUGGGGCUAGGGGGGUGAGGAUAGAUGUGCCGGCAGAGGAGGUCAGCGGCAUGUCGUUGGAGCGGAGCUCAAGCCAGUCCAGGCUGCGACGGCAGCAGCCCUCGCGGUCCUUGUGGAUGCACCAUGUGAAGAUCAUCAUAAUUGUCAACGCCGUCGUCUGCCUGGUGUUGUUUGCUGCUUGGCUGGCCGUAUGCAAGGGCUUCCAAUGUGUUUCAGGGCGAUGAAACAGAAUCCCUACAUCGAUUGUGUACAGUUUUUGAGGUGGCUCUGAAUUUGGUGAGGUUUGAUGCCUUCCUUAUUGGAAAGGUAAAUAUAAGGCAGGAGAAAUGUUGAUAUACUAGAGAUCAUGUGGUAAAAAAGGCAGUGAACAUUGCGAUGGAUGCUACAAUUAUCAAGUAACAGUAUGUAGAUGACCAGAUCAUGAAAAUAGGAGGCGUGAUGUCUUGAACAACAUGUACAUAUGCUUCAUUCCUGUACAUGAGAAUUCGAUAGGAUUUUUUCUUCUUCUAGAUAUUGUGUCCCCGCGUGUGUGAUAUAUGAUUCCUUUGCUAAUAAUAGAUGUGCAGAUGGUAAUAUGAUGCAUACCUUGCUUAACAGUAUAUGA
This is a messenger RNA of Panicum virgatum (switchgrass), 1685 nucleotides long. RefSeq names its product phytolongin Phyl1.1-like. The record is from RefSeq and is a predicted model, not a curated record. Bases 457 to 1305 code for a protein of 282 amino acids. The transcript is spliced from 2 exons. Gene Ontology annotation, cellular component: membrane. NCBI's taxonomy places the organism in Eukaryota, Viridiplantae, Streptophyta, Magnoliopsida, Poales, Poaceae.